Molecule: messenger RNA, 6828 nt
Organism: Monopterus albus (swamp eel)
Lineage: Eukaryota; Metazoa; Chordata; Actinopteri; Synbranchiformes; Synbranchidae
Gene: clasp2
Product: cytoplasmic linker associated protein 2
Exons: 45
Biological process (GO): establishment of mitotic spindle localization; mitotic spindle assembly
Cellular component (GO): microtubule organizing center; cytoplasmic microtubule; kinetochore
Molecular function (GO): microtubule binding
Source: RefSeq, a predicted model, not a curated record
CCGAAGACCCAUCGGCCUGCCUGAACGUUGAUCAGCAGUAUCUCCUGGUUACUGCAGUUCCCGGUAGUGUGCAAGGUUCGGUGCCUCUUAGCGGCUUUACCAUUAGCAGGGAUUAUUCCGGGAUUAAAGAGAGACCGGUUUCGGCGGGAGUGGAGCAGAGCAGAGCCCAUGUUGUGGAAGUUUGGGGCAGCUUUACCACUGAAGGGGUAGAUAGCUGAAAGCUCAGGAGAGUUUCCAGCCUGUUGUCAUGGAAUGAGCGGUGUGGAGCCAGGCACCAGGCCUGCGGUUAACUACCGUUAGCUAUCUGAGCUAACUUAUGUGUAACAGUCGAUCUUGUUUGGCUCGCUGGUGCUAACUAGCCAGGCGCUAUUUAUGUUAGCAUAACAGAGCAAACUAGGGCUCCUAGCUUGUUUUGGUUGUGAUAUCCUGAAGGAACUCGCUGGAGUCCUCUACAGCACCACAUUUCCUGAACUUUCUCAAAGUUUUAACUUAUCUUUCUGAGCUAACGUUGUGUAGGAAGAAAACAAGCGAGCUACGUCUUUGUCAUACAAAGUUGAGAUUCUGAUUUGGGCGGAGGGAUGAUUGAUGUAUUAAAUUGAUUAUUCUUUCAAGGGAUUGCAUGUUGAUGAUCAGACAUCAGUUAGACGCAGUCCAGAUCGCACAACCUCUCUGCCCAUCCACGGGACUACAGAUAACCUCUUUUUUGGAUUCUUCACACCCCGUUCCACCGAUCACUGUCUCCUGUCCGCGGACUGCUUCAGAGGCAGGCCACUCGGCCCUGAGUACUCAAUGGAGGAACAUGACAACAUGGACUAUUUUUACCAGCAGAUACUGCAGAAAGAUGUUAGCCGCAGGUUACAGAUCGGUCAGGACCUCAUUGAUUACUUGAACGACCCACAGCGCUCCCCGGACGUGGAGCAGGAUAAACCCCGGCUGGAUAAGACAAUAGACGAGCUAACGGGAUGGAUGAACUCCAGCAAUUUCAAGGUGGCGUUGUUGGGCAUAGACAUCUGUGGUGCAUUUCUGGACCGCAUGGGAGAGCGCUUCAAAGGAUACCUGGUCACAGUAUUGCCGGCCCUGGUGGACAGGCUGGGCGAUGGCAAGGAUCAGGUCAGGGAGAACAGCCAAGCUCUCAUUCUUCGUUGCACAGAGCAGGCCGCCUCGCCCAUGUACGUUUGGGAAAGGCUGCUUCCUUGUUUCAAACACAAGAAUUUCCGCAGUCGAGAAGGAAUCUGCCUCUGUCUCAGUGCCACGCUCAGCAUGUAUGGAGCCCAGCCACUAAGCCUCAGUAAAAUAGUUCCUCAUCUCUGCUCUCUGACUGGAGACCAAAAUCCACAGGUACGUGAGGCCUCCAUAACAACGUUAGUGGAUGUUUAUCGCCAUGUUGGAGAGAGGGUCAGGGCAGACCUGGCAAAAAGAGGUCUCCCUGCUGCACGGUUACAGGUUAUAUUUGCUCGUUUUGAUGAAGCCUUGAAUUCAGGCAACAUGGCUCUCAGCCCGAGUCACGAUCGCAGUUUUGAUGACGACGACAGUGUGGACGGGAAUCGUUCAUCAGCCCAGUCUGCCUUCAAAGUUCCUAAAGUUCCCAAGAAGCCUGCAGAGUCUUCCGCUGCACGUAGGCCCAGUGCUACUGGUGGCAAACUAGUAUCUAAGGAAAGUGCUGGGGCAGUUGAUGAAGAAGAUUUCAUUAAAGCCUUCACAGAUGUCCCUACUGUCCAGAUCUACUCAACAAGGGAUCUUGAGGACAACCUGAAUAAGAUCCGUGAGAUUUGCUCUGACGACAAACAUGAUUGGGACCAGAGAGCCAAUGCUCUGAAAAAAAUUCGGUCACUGCUGGUGGCAGGCGCAGCCAACUACGACUGUUUUUACCAGCACCUACGGCUGCUAGAUGGAGCCUUCAAACUGUCUGCAAAAGACCUGCGCUCACAAGUGGUCCGAGAGGCCUGCAUCACUGUGGCCCACCUCUCAUCAGUGUUGGGGAAUAAGUUUGACCAUGGAGCAGAAGCCAUUGUUCCUGUCCUGUUCAACCUCAUCCCCAACUGUGCCAAAGUCAUGGCAACUUCUGGUGUGUUGGCCAUUCGCAUCAUCAUACGGCACACCCACGUCCCUAGGCUCAUCCCCCUGAUAACCAGUAACUGCACAUCCAAGUCUGUUGCUGUUAGAAGGCGCUGUUAUGUUUUCUUGGAUCUUCUGCUACAGGAAUGGCAAACCCACUCAUUGGAGAGGCACACUGCUGUUCUGGCUGAAAGUAUCAAGAAGGGAAUUCGAGAUGCCGACUCAGAGGCCAGAGUGGAGGCCCGCAAAACCUACUGGGGUUUGAGGAACCACUUUCCAGCAGAGGCUGAUGCACUCUACAAUUCCUUGGAGCCGUCAUAUCAGAGGACCCUUCAGUCCUGCCUGAAGAGCUCUAGCAGUGUGGCCUCACUUCCCCAGAGUGACCGCUCGUCAUCCUCCUCUCAAGAGAGCCUCAAUCGCCCUCUGUCUUCGAAAUGGUCAGCAGCUCCAGGCCGAGUCCCUGCGGGUUCAAAGGGUGGGGUGUCGCCGGCCUCCCUGCAGCGUUCCCGUAGCGACGUGGAUGUAAACGCAGCAGCAGCCGCUAAGUACCGGCACGUGGGACGCGCCGGGGGAGCUGGCCGACUGACCCCUGGUUCCUAUUCCUCACUGGAUGAGACCUCUGAUAAAAUGGAUGGGCGUGUACGUACCAAGCAGCCCCUGUCUACUGCCAGCAGUGUGUCCAGUCAGGUGGACUCACGGGGACGCAGCCGCACCAAGAUGGUCUCCCAGUCGCAACGUUCCGACGAAUCCGAUUGCACACCAGGAUCUCAGUCUGCUACCCCUGUUGGUGCUGGCAGCCGGAGUGGCUCCCCAGGUCGUGUGCUGACAAGUACAGCCCUGAGCACCAUGAGCUCGGGGGCACACAGGGUGCUGGGCAGCUCCAGCGGGGACGGACACAGACGCAGCCGCAUCCCCCGCCGCAUCCAUUUCAACUGAUCAAUAAACUUCUUCCUUUUAUAUUUAUCCCCCUCCAGCAUUAGUUCAGUCUACAAUGGAGCAAGCAGAGGAGCUCGGGGCAGUCGUAUCCCACGGCCCAGUAUGAGUCAGGGCUGCAGCAGAGAGGCCAGCAGGGAGAGCAGCCGGGACGCCAGCCCCGUACGCUCCUUCACUCCCCUUGCAACACGGAGCUACUCUCGCUCCACUGGAGCGCUCCACACACCUGAUGCUUUUGGGGCUGCAGGUUUUGGCAUCAGUCAGUCCAGUCGUCUCUCUUCUUCAGUCAGUGCCAUGAGGGUCCUCAACACAGGCUCAGAUGUAGAGGAGGCUCUUGCAGAUGCACUGCUGUUGGGAGACAUGCGGUCCAAGAAGAAACCAGCACGGCGGCGGUAUGAGAACUACAGCAUGUACUCUGAUGACGAUGCUAACAGUGACGCAUCUAGCGCCUGUUCAGAAAGGUCCUACAGCUCCAGGAAUGGAGGAGCCAUCCCCACCUACAUGAGGCAGACAGAAGAUGUGGCAGAGGUUAGUGGCAACAGCAGUACUGCAGAUGACUAUAUGAACCAGUGUCAUUAAGCCAAGCAACAAAUAUCAAAAGGAGAGGGGUUGUUGGGCCUGCAGGCUCUGCUGAAGAACCAGCGUACCCUCAGUCGGGUAGAGUUGAAGAGGCUGUGUGAAAUCUUCACCAGGAUGUUUGCAGAUCCUCACAGUAAGCGAGACUGCAGCAGGGUGUACGGCACGGCAGAAUCCGGUAUAAGCUCAGCCUCCUUCAAGAGAGUGUUCAGUAUGUUCCUAGAAACACUGGUGGACUUCAUCCAGGUUCAUAAGGAUGACCUGCAGGACUGGUUGUUUGUCCUGCUCACUCAGCUGCUGAAGAAGAUGGGAGCUGACCUGCUGGGCUCUGUACAAGCCAAGGUUCAGAGAGCUCUUGAUGUCACACGAGAGUCUUUCCCCAAUGACCUCCAGUUCACUAUUCUCAUGAGGUUUACUGUGGACCAGACACAGACACCAAACCUCAAGGUGAAGGUGGCCAUUCUGAAGUACAUUGAGACGCUGACUUUACAGAUGGAGGCUCCAGACUUUGUGAACUCCAGUGAGACUCGGCUGGCUGUCUCCCGUAUCAUCACCUGGACAACUGAAGCCAAGAGCUCUGAUGUCAGAAAGGCAGCCCAAUCAGUGCUAAUUGCCCUGUUCCAGCUCAACACUCCAGAGUUCACCAUGCUCCUGGCUGCUCUGCCCAAAACCUUUCAGGACGGAGCCACCAAGCUGCUUCAAAACCAUCUGAAGAACACUGGCAAUGCUGCACAAGCACCAGUGGGCAGCCCUCUGACACGCCACACCCCCCGAUCUCCAGCCAGCUGGUCUAGCCCGGUCACUUCCCCCACUAACACCUCCCAGAACACCCCCUCACCAAGUGCUUUUGACUACGACACAGAGAACAUGAACUCAGAGGACAUCUACAGCUCUCUGAAAGGUGUCACUGAGGCCAUCCAGAACUUCAGUGUCCGCAGCCAAGAGGACAUGAACGACCCAGUCCAGCGACGAGAGGGAGAGGAGGGUGGUAGUGGGACUGAUGGCAAAGACCUGAUGGACGGCGGCCGCAUGGCUCUGGACAACAAGACUUCUCUUCUCAACACCCCUUUGCUUUCCUCCAGCCCGCGAGGAGCCCGUGAGCACUUCUCAGAUUCUCCUUUCAAAUACAGCCACAAAGAUUCUAGCCUGGACGACUCUGAGCAUCUCACAGACGACAGCAGUCUGGACCAGUCGGAACUGGUGGCUGAGCUGCUGAAGGAGCUGUCCAAUCACAAUGAGCGUGUUGAGGAGAGGAAGGCAGCACUAUGCGAAUUGCUGAAGCUGAUUCGUGAAAACAUCUUGCAGGUGUGGGAUGAACACUUCAAGACCAUCCUGCUGCUCCUGCUCGAGACGAUGGGCGACAGAGAGCACGUGAUCCGAACACUGGCUCUGCGAGUGCUGAAGGAAAUCCUCAGCAAGCAGCCCUGGAGGUUCAAGAACUACGCAGAGCUCACUAUCAUGAAGGCCCUGGAGGCACACAAAGACCCUCACAAGGAGGUAAUACGAGCAGCAGAGGAGACUGCAGCGAUGUUGGCACUGUCCAUCAGUCCAGACCAGUGUAUCAAGGUGUUGUGUCCUAUCAUUCAGUCCGCUGACUACCCCAUCAACCUGGCUGCCAUCAAGAUGCAGUCCAAGGUGGUAGAGAGGAUUCCCAGAGAGGGCCUGAUCAGCAUGCUGCCCGAGAUAGUGCCAGGACUCAUACAGGGUUAUGACAACUCUGAGAGCAGUGUGAGGAAAGCCUGUGUCUUCUGCUUAGUGGCAAUUUAUACAGUGAUUGGAGAAGACCUCAAACCACAUCUCAGCCAACUGUCCAGCAGCAAGCUGAAGCUGUUGAAUCUGUAUAUCAAGCGUGCCCAGUCUGGCUCCAGCGGCAGCGAACCCCCAGCUGAGGGCCUAUAGGAGAGACAGCGCCCUCCCACAGGGCACCCACAGAACUGCAACUCUGCCCACCAAACACAAACAUCUGUUCAAGAGCUCACACCUACACAGCCCGAGAACAAAAUACACAUCCACAUGUACACUUGCACUCUGGACAGCAUUGACGCGCACACGCAGGUACACACAGACCUCAUGCUCCACUUCAAGACGGGAGUUAUGGUGCUGAGGGGUGUUGUAUUUUUCCUGAGCAUCAUUGAGGAUCCACCCUGUCAGACUCGACUCUUAAAUUUGCAUUAAACACACUCAUGCAGUCACAUAGUCCAUCCAGGUUUUUCACUAAUGAGUUAAGGAUGAAGAUAGAAAAUAUCCGUCCUUUUUGUUUCAAACACACCAAUAUCCCUUCUAAACAACAUCUUGGUGUCAAUGGUAAGUGGUGCAUCUGCAUGGUUCUCCUUUCUUUUGGAGGGUAAUGUUCAUCAAAUAGUGCUGAGAUGAACAAACAGUUGCGUCUUGUCUUUCUUGAACAGUGAGUAACUGGGGCCAGGUAGACAAUAAUGUACAUUUCCAUUGUGUCAUAGUUUGGGUUUUGUUUAACACAAUGAGAUUUUACAGCAGCAGUUUUUAAAGUCUGGAGUUUUCUCUUUCUCUCACACAUGAAAACACAUGUUCUCUCUUUGAAGAAGGUGCUGAGGAGCCGAAAAGGUACGACCGACCAAUCCUGCACGGCACUAACGCGAGUCAGAGGGUCACGCUCAAAGCAAAUACAGUGUGUAGGCAGACCCCAUAGCAAAGGAGGUGUUAUGUGCUUGGCUAUGCAUGAGUCUAAAUUAAAAAAAAAUAAAAAAAAACUUUUAUCGGCAUCCUAUUGACUGUCAGUAGCGUGACUGGGUUUUUAAAUUGAAUGAUAUCCACCCCUUUCAGAUAAAUCCAUGGUGUCCUCCAUUUCUCCCGGUUCCUCUUGGAUCAGCUUACUUUUGGGCAACGGGGGGAGAUAGGUGUGUGCUGCUUACUACAUGAAAUAUGACAGGACAUGGCUUAUCGCAUAGCGGAUAUUUAUCUAUAUAUGAUAUUAAAAUGAAAUAUCCAGUAACGUUGUCAUUUAGGAGAGUCCCCUGGGGGGGUGCACAUGCGCACCUGUGCCCAUCCUCAUUUUUAUUUCUCUCUGUUGUGCGUGCUGUAGUCUUUCUAACAUGCUUGUUUUUUUUUUCUCUGAGAAUUUGUAGAAAUGUAUUAUUUACAGCUCUGAAAAAAGUCGACCUUUUCUCUGCCCCUCUUCAUGUCUUCUCCUUGCUCUUAUUGUAACAUUCUAGUUUUCACUGUUGUGUUUCUUCUGUGUAUUUUCAAAGCUGUGCUUACAAUAAAAUAAAGAACUUGUACAGAUCAUAA